UCGUCGCUGUUCUCUAGUCUUGGCGGUGUUUUUGGCUCAACUUUUCAAGAACCGCAACAACAAAGUAUCAUGGCUUCUAGAGCUAUUGCUCCUCAGGAACAACCCAUAGGUGAGAAUAAGCAAAAGAAUGUGGGUGGAGAAGGAAGAACUAGAAGGGUGCUCCAGGAUAUUGGUAAUCUUGUGGCUAAACAGGCAGAACCCGGUGCUAAUGUAACUAAGAGAGUCACAAGGAACUUUAGUGCUCAAUUAUUGGCUAAUGCACAGGCAGCAGCAGAGAAGAACAAGAAUUCAAACGCUGAACUAGGGAAUGGCGGAGUGGUAGCAGCUAAUGGGGUUGGUGUUGGGAAUUUUGUUGCUGCAACAAAGGUAGAACCAGGUCAGAAGCCUACACAGGAACCUGAAGUAAUUGUCAUUAGCUCUGAUGAAGAAUCUGAAGAGAAGGAGAAGCAAGCUGUUGAUGUAAGAAAGACAAGGAAAGAAAGAUCUGCUGGGAAAAAUGCUAAAGCCUUUAGUUCAGUCCUCAGUGCUAGAAGCAAGGCUGCUUGUGGAAUCGUUUAUAGCUCGAAGGAAUUGGUAGAGAACAUUGAUGCAAGUGACAAGGACAAUGAAUUGGCAGCAAUAGAGUACAUUGAUGAUAUGUACAACUUUUACAAACUCACUGAAAAUGAUGGUCGUGUACACGAUUACAUGGGUUCACAACCAGAUAUAAAUGCCAAGAUGAGAUCUAUUCUUGUGGACUGGUUGAUAGAAGUGCAUCGCAAAUUUGAACUCAUGCCAGAAACUCUCUAUCUGACCCUCAACAUUGUUGACCGGUUCCUGUCCAUGAAGGCUGUGCCUAGAAGGGAACUUCAGCUGGUUGGCAUCAGUUCCAUGCUGAUAGCCUCAAAAUAUGAAGAAAUUUGGGCACCAGAGGUUAAUGACUUUGUAUGCAUAUCAGAUAAUGCUUAUAAUAGAGAACAGGUACUGAUGAUGGAGAAAACCAUCCUGAGACAACUUGAAUGGUAUCUAACUGUUCCCACACCAUAUGUUUUCCUGGUUCGGUAUAUCAAAGCCUCCACUCCAUCUGAUAAUGCGAUGGAAAACAUGGUGUUUUUCCUUGCUGAACUUGGUCUAAUGCACUAUCCUACUGUAACGUUGUACCCUCCUUCUCUGAUUGCUGCUUCUGCUGUGUAUGCGGCUAGAUGUACCCUUGAAAGAAGCCCUGUCUGGUCUGAGACUUUGAAGCACUACACAGGCUACUCUGAGGAACAACUAAGGGAUUGUGCCAAACUAAUGGUCAACCUUCAUUCUGGUGCUCCAGAAAGUAAGCUGAGGGCAGUUUACAAGAAGUUCUGUAGCUCAGAUCGGUGUACUGUUGCUCUACUUACACCAGCAAAGAACUUGUUAUCACAGUCUUGA
This is a messenger RNA of Abrus precatorius (Indian licorice), 1398 nucleotides long. Its product is annotated as G2/mitotic-specific cyclin S13-7. Gene Ontology annotation, biological process: mitotic cell cycle phase transition; regulation of cyclin-dependent protein serine/threonine kinase activity. The transcript has 9 exons. Bases 70 to 1398 code for a protein of 442 amino acids. Gene Ontology annotation, molecular function: cyclin-dependent protein serine/threonine kinase regulator activity. Lineage: Eukaryota; Viridiplantae; Streptophyta; Magnoliopsida; Fabales; Fabaceae. Gene Ontology annotation, cellular component: centrosome; cyclin-dependent protein kinase holoenzyme complex; nucleus. The record is from RefSeq and is a predicted model, not a curated record.